AUGUUUGGAGAAAUGGUGCCCCACCAUCAGGGCUCAGCUUUACUGAAUGAAACCAAUGUGGUCAAAGUACAUCCACUGAAUCCCCAGCCACCUGGGCCUGUGGACAUUUCUGUAGUUCCGUAUGAAGGCUUUGUGCAACAUCCUUAUACACAAAGUUCUGCCCAGCCACCUCCCCCACCUCCCCAUCACCCUUCAAAUCAGCUUCAUGAUGCAGUGGUCAUCUCCUCAACUCAGCACCCUGGCCAGCCCCAUGGGACAGUCAUGCCAACCUAUAUGCAACAGCAACCCAUAGCUCACCCUGCUCAAGUCCAAUCCCAAGACAACCUCUUACUUGGCCAUUAUCAGUCUGCACACCCUCAUCAUGAUAUAGUCGUGCCAGCCCCCCACCAACAAUAUUCAGCUCCUCCCCCUGGCACUGUCAUGUUUGCUUCUCACCAGAAUGCCUACCACCAGCCUCAGGAUAUUUUACCUACUCAGCAGCAGUUUGUUGGUCAGCCACAGGCUGCACCCUUCCCAGGAGUCUUGGUUUCUCCCACACCCCAACAUGCGCCUUAUGCUUCGCAUGAUGGUGUAGUACAUACUGGCCAAACCCUCACUGCUCACCAGUCUUCUUACCCCAUGCAUGACCCACUCCUUUCACCCUCUCCACAUCAUGCAGGCUUGUUGCACCCAUCUGUUAUGGUCAACCCUCACAUGCCAGGUCCACCUCCUGUGCCAGCAGCUCCACAUCAGUACCCAGGUCAGCUUCACAGCUCAGUACUACCUGCUUACCACAACCAGUAUCCAGGCUCCAUCCAGGGUACGGUUGUACCAGGUCCUCCUCCUCCUCCUCAACAUCAUAAUGGAAUGGUUCCACCUUCUCAUCAACAUGCAACCCCCUUGCAUGGCACAGUUGUGGCCCCACCUCAACAUCCAAAUCCUCUAACAGGUGGAGUCAUAGCUCCAUUACACCAAAAUCCAGGAUCUCUGCAUAACCCCAUGCUGCCGUCAGCAGCACACCAGCACCCUGGAUCUUUGCAAGGCACAAUUGUGUCCCACCAGCACACCAGUCCGAUACACAGUGCAGCUGUAAUGCCGACCCAUCACCAUCAUCAGCAGCAGCAGCAACAUCCUGCUGCAAUAUUUGGAAAUCUGACUACACACCACCAACAUCCAGGUUCCAUGCACCCUAAUGUUUUACCCUGUCCCCGUCAGCAUCCACCUUCUGGUCGGUUACACAACAAUGUGGGACCACCAUCAUCUCGUCAACAACAUCCAUUAAAUGGAGUUCUGCCUCCCCUGCCAAUGCAACAACAGCAGCAUCACUCUUCUUCAAAAUCUAAUGAUAAUGAUUCGGCAGGGUUGCGUCAACUGCUGCCAUCGUCCUCCUCCUCAUCAUCAUCAUCAUCAACAUCAUCUUCAUCAAAAGCAAAUGAUAAUACAGGGCUUAGUGCUACUAAUACUACAACAACAACAACAACUUCAACUGCUGGAAGUCAUCACAAUCCUAAAGUGAUUGAUUCUACUAUCACUACUAUUUCACAGGCAACAAGUACCCAAAGCAAGUUCUUCUCAACUUCAGCAAGUUCAUCCAGUGUCAGCUCUGACUUGGCUGGUCAAACUUCCUCUCAACAUGUACCAAUUAAGAAGUUGGGUACCCUUGCCUCCAAAUCAAACGGUUUCAGCGAAUCAAGAGUGAACCAUAAGGUUGGCCAGUCCUCUUACAAGGAUUUAUCAACAGCAAAUGAUUCUACCUCGGGGAAGGCAUCUUCAACAAAUACCAACCAUGGACCCUGGGAAAACAGAACCACUUACUCAACCACCUCCAAUUCUCUCAAGAGUGCCUCUGUAUCGUCAUCUUUGUCAACUACAUCAAUCGAAACCGUUGUCACCAGUGCUGAAAGAUCUGCUUCAAUUUGUUCUCAGCGAAGCCUCCCGAGUCAGUCAUCUCUCAUACCACCACCACGGAUGUCCCUCUCGGUAAAUGGCAUGCUGCCCCCAACCAACAGCAUGGUAGGUAGGCUGCUUGGUUAUCAGCAUUCUAAUGGCAAUUCCUCUGCAAGUGGAAGGGCUGUGUCACCACUGUCGUCUAAAAAAGAUCCAACGGCUUCUUCAACAUCUAAUUCUGAUGUUGAUGCCAUUAGCACGAGUCUAGAAAAAAGCAGGCUUCAUGACAACCAGUUUAGCAGACAGCUGGACAACACCAACGGCAACAAUCGGCGACGUUACGUAUCAGAAUCAUGGCGCAGGCAAAACAGUGAAUCCGCAGCUGCCUCUUAUUCAUAUCCUAAGCAGCAGCAGCCACUGUGGAGCUCGAGCCCGAAGGACCCACUAAAGGUUGUAAACCUCCCUGUUGAACAGAUGAAGCGUCCUGUGUAUCCACUGAAGAUGUCAAAAAAUUCAUAUUCGGCGGCAGAGAAUUCCAAUCCCCAACCACCUGAGAGAUUCUGUCAUGAUGGGGAUAACAAUAAUCUUUUCUUCUUUCUUCCUUUUCUUCUUUUUUUAUUUUUCCUCUUUUUUAUUUUUAUUUUUUCGUCUUUUUUCGUCUUUUUUCUGUUUUCUUUUUCUUCAGUAACAGUAUUUCAUUAUCAUAUAUAUAUUCCUUGA
Molecule: messenger RNA, 2586 nt
Organism: Acanthosepion pharaonis
Lineage: Eukaryota; Metazoa; Mollusca; Cephalopoda; Sepiida; Sepiidae
Source: the annotation of a GenBank genome assembly